Phyllostomus discolor (pale spear-nosed bat) is the source of this 1771-nucleotide messenger RNA. RefSeq names its product paired box 1 (gene PAX1). The record is from RefSeq and is a predicted model, not a curated record. Gene Ontology annotation, molecular function: DNA-binding transcription factor activity, RNA polymerase II-specific; RNA polymerase II cis-regulatory region sequence-specific DNA binding. NCBI's taxonomy places the organism in Eukaryota, Metazoa, Chordata, Mammalia, Chiroptera, Phyllostomidae. Bases 265 to 1359 code for a protein of 364 amino acids. The transcript is spliced from 4 exons. Gene Ontology annotation, biological process: anatomical structure development; regulation of transcription by RNA polymerase II.
GUGGGGGCAGUCCGCUGCGUUGGGGUUGGGGCGUCCCACGUGAGAUGUGUCAAAUGGACGUGGAGGGUUGUAGGGUUCCGCACCCCGCUCCAGGGUCCCUAUGACUGCGCUCACUUCCGAAGGCAUACACAGUGUUUGCCCGCAGAUUCUGUGUAUCCUCAGGACACUUUCUGAGGCACGCCUGGGUGUGGACCCUAGCCCAGUACAACCACCCAAGGAUAACUCUCUGGUAUUUUCUUGGUUUCUUGCUCACUGUCCUCGGGAAUGUCCGCAGAGCAGACGUACGGUGAGGUGAACCAGUUGGGCGGCGUAUUUGUCAACGGCCGCCCCCUGCCCAACGCCAUCCGCUUGCGUAUCGUGGAGCUGGCGCAGCUGGGUAUCCGACCUUGUGACAUCAGCCGGCAGCUUCGGGUAUCCCACGGCUGCGUGAGCAAGAUCCUGGCGCGCUACAACGAGACGGGUUCCAUUCUGCCAGGGGCCAUCGGAGGCAGCAAACCCCGCGUCACCACCCCUAACGUGGUCAAGCACAUUCGGGACUACAAGCUGGGCGACCCUGGCAUCUUUGCCUGGGAGAUUCGCGACCGGCUGCUGGCCGACGGCGUCUGCGAUAAAUACAACGUGCCCUCUGUAAGCUCCAUCAGCCGCAUCCUGCGCAAUAAGAUUGGUAGCUUGGCGCAGCCUGGGCCCUACGAGGCCAGCAAGCAGCCGCAGCCACAGCCGGCGCUGCCCUACAACCACAUCUAUCAGUACCCUUACCCCAGCCCGGUGUCGUCCACUGGCGCCAAAAUGGGCAGUCACCACGGGGUCGGGGGCACAGCAGGUCAUGUCAGCAUUCCUCGUUCAUGGCCCUCGGCGCAUUCGGUCAGCAACAUCCUGGGCAUCCGAACGUUUAUGGAACAAACAGGGGCCUUCGCCGGGAACGAAGGUGCCGCCUACUCCCAGAAGAUGGAAGACUGGGCUAGCGUGAACCGUACGGCCUUCCCGGCCACCCAAGCAGUAAAUGGGCUCGAGAAACCGGCAUUAGAGGCGGACAUUAAGUACACCCAGUCUGCAUCUGGCCUUUCCGCAGUGGGCGGCUUCCUCCCCGCCUGCGCCUACCCUGCCUCCAACCAACAUGGGGUGUACAGCGGGCCAGCGGGGGGCUACCUCUCCCCGCCGUGGCCUCCCGCUCAAGGACCCCAGUUGGCGCCCUCCGGAGCCAGUGUCACAAUGCACAGCGGGGAGCUCGCAGUGGCGGCGUUGACCUUCAAGCAUCCCAACCGAGAAGUGCCUGACCGGAAGCCUCUCAGCCCUGGCAGCAAGGCCCCAGACAGCCUCAGUAGCUUACAUGGACUUCCCGUCCCAGCCUCAAACUCCUAGGGGUAGCGCUGCCCAGAGCGGGAGUCAGGAGGAGGCAGCGGAGCGGCAGGCAGACCAGGAAGCGCAACUAGGCUCUGCAGCUUCGUGGAGCCACUGGAUGGAAGGACAAGGACACGAGGAAGAGGUGCAGUGGGUCUGCCCGUGGGGGCACGCCCCGUCAACCCUAGGCCUUGCUCUGUCCCCUGCCCCACAACCCCUUCCCCCACCACACUUCAGUUGCGGGUCAGGAUUUUCAGGCUUUCAUGAACUUUGGUUUUCAACCGUUGAAUCCAUGUUGUGACACUUGCUCAGUGUGGCCUCCUUUGACCAGCCUUUUCCCACUUCUUCCAGGAUUGUCCUAAACUCUUCGUCCCUCCCUCUUUCCCCUACUUCCCUCUUUCCCCAUUUCCCCUCCAGUUCCUUCUUUCUUUUC